GGGCCUGAGGGGCCCUCACCGGUCAUGGCCGCCGCUGCUUCCCCGCGCCCGCGGCACCGACCGGGGAGAGCGGCCCGGGCCGGCAUCCUCUGCCCGCCCCUGCGCCCCUAGGAGGGGUUUGUGAGGCCGGGAGAGCCGGGCCGUGCCCUGCGAGGGGAGCGGGCGGACACAGGGGUGUCACCGGCCGCUGCCGCGCGCCCGGAGCGUGCCCCGCUUCGGCGGGGGUGCCUCCGUUUCAUGGCAGCCUUUGAUGACGCAGUGGAAGAGCGUGUGAUCAACGAGGAAUAUAAGAUAUGGAAAAAGAACACCCCGUUCCUGUAUGAUCUGGUGAUGACCCAUGCCCUGGAGUGGCCCAGCUUGACUGCUCAGUGGCUUCCUGAUGUCACAAGACCUGAAGGCAAAGAUUUCAGCAUCCACAGGUUGGUGCUGGGCACCCACACCUCAGAUGAACAAAACCACCUGGUGAUUGCCAGUGUGCAGCUGCCCAACGACGAUGCCCAGUUUGAUGCUUCCCACUAUGACAGUGAGAAAGGAGAGUUUGGAGGCUUUGGCUCAGUGAGUGGAAAAAUUGAAAUUGAAAUCAAGAUAAACCACGAGGGAGAGGUGAACAGAGCCCGUUACAUGCCCCAGAACCCCUGCAUCAUCGCCACCAAGACUCCCUCCAGCGAUGUCCUGGUCUUUGAUUACACCAAACACCCCUCCAAACCAGAUCCUUCUGGAGAGUGCAACCCAGACCUGCGUCUCCGUGGGCACCAGAAGGAGGGGUAUGGGCUGUCCUGGAACCCAAACCUCAGCGGGCACUUGCUGAGUGCCUCUGAUGAUCACACCAUUUGCUUGUGGGAUAUCAGUGCUGUUCCCAAAGAAGGCAAAGUGGUGGAUGCCAAGACCAUCUUCACGGGGCACACAGCGGUGGUGGAGGAUGUAUCCUGGCACCUGCUCCAUGAAUCCCUCUUUGGAUCUGUUGCUGAUGAUCAGAAGCUCAUGAUCUGGGACACGCGGUCAAACAACACCUCCAAACCCAGUCAUUCCGUGGAUGCUCACACAGCUGAGGUGAACUGCCUCUCCUUCAACCCCUACAGUGAGUUUAUCCUGGCCACAGGAUCAGCUGAUAAGACUGUUGCUCUAUGGGACUUGAGGAACCUAAAACUGAAGCUGCACUCCUUUGAAUCACAUAAAGAUGAAAUAUUUCAGGUUCAGUGGUCUCCCCAUAAUGAAACCAUCCUGGCCUCCAGUGGCACGGACCGCAGGCUAAAUGUUUGGGACUUGAGUAAAAUUGGAGAGGAGCAAUCCCCUGAGGAUGCUGAGGAUGGUCCCCCAGAGCUGCUGUUUAUCCAUGGUGGUCAUACUGCAAAGAUCUCUGAUUUCUCCUGGAAUCCCAAUGAGCCCUGGGUCAUUUGUUCUGUAUCAGAAGAUAAUAUCAUGCAAGUCUGGCAAAUGGCAGAGAACAUCUACAACGAUGAAGAUCCCGAAGGAAGCGUGGAUCCAGAAGGUCAAGGAUCCUAGAUGACAACUUCUCCUUGGUUUUACUCUUUCUCCUCCUCUUCCCUCUCAGCCCUGAGAUUGACUUAACACUGGUUUUGAGACACACACGUAGACUUUGUGUUCAGCCAUCCUCCUGUAGAUCCCAUCACAGGCUUUUUCCACCCACACACGGAGAACCCACCACCCAAAAAAAAAAAAAAAAAUAAGGGCUCAGCCCCCUCAACCUGCUGUGGCUCCUUGGCCAGAAUUCCUACAGCAGCCUCCUUCAUUGGUCUGGCUGUCCCUUUUUAACUGCCUUCAUCACACAGCAAGCUUGGGAUUAGUUUUUUUUUUUUUUUUUUCUCUCUCUCUUUUGCUUGCUGCAGCCACAGGCUUUUGCCUAAUUUAAACAAAAGUCAAAUUGGCAGAGCUGCCCGAGUGGGCUUGAGCCAACAGAGAUGAUCCAAGUGUUAAUCCCCUGACAGCUCAGAAAUGGUGUGGAAGGUCUUGUCCUCCUCAGUACAACUCAGAAGCCUUGGAAUUCCUUUAGUUAUCUGUACUUUGUUGCUUUUUCUGCCUUUGCAGAUACAAGACUUGCAAGUUCUGACUUGAACUGAAAUUUUUCCUUUUUUUUUUUGUCUCUCCUGGCAAUUCUGGGUUUUUCAUUCCUUCCUUCCUUUCCCUUUCCUCCCUCCUGCUGGGUGCCAGCGGUUUGGUUUUAGCUAUUCCUGCAGAGCCUCUUUCACCUCCCAUGUUUUUUGCUCUAUUGUGUGUUUCUUGAGCUGUGUUUUCACAUAAUGUUUCUUUCCUUUCUGUGAAAUGGUUUUUUAAAACUUGAGGGAGCCCUCAAGUCGUAAAAGGUGUUUGUUUGUACCAACGGAUGACCCCGGUGCCCUCAACAGCUGGUGGAAAACAAGUGAAAUGUGGAUGAACUCACUUUUUUUAGGAGUUCAGUCCUUGACCACAAGGUCCUGCACGUCUUCCACUCGGGUGUCCAGUGCCACCAGCAGCCUGUUACUCUCCAUCUCCUCAUGACUAACUGCGUGUAAGUCCUUCAGUUGGAAUAAAGUUUUUCUACGUAAACGCUGCCAA
Messenger RNA from Vidua macroura (Pin-tailed whydah), 2553 nucleotides. It is a transcript of the gene RBBP4, whose product is annotated as RB binding protein 4, chromatin remodeling factor. The coding region runs from base 238 to 1503 and encodes 421 amino acids. Gene Ontology annotation, molecular function: histone binding. Gene Ontology annotation, cellular component: NuRD complex; ESC/E(Z) complex; nucleus. The transcript is spliced from 12 exons. Gene Ontology annotation, biological process: regulation of gene expression. NCBI's taxonomy places the organism in Eukaryota, Metazoa, Chordata, Aves, Passeriformes, Viduidae. The record is from RefSeq and is a predicted model, not a curated record.